AUCCUCUGUGUGGCGCACGGGGGCGCGCUGCACGCUGCAGAUGUGUCGCAGAUUUAAAAAGUCACUGUACUCAUCUAGUACAAGGAAAUGGAGCGGUGCAAAGCAUAAAAUACUGAAUUGUCAACAAGGCAGCGGAAGAGCGGGAACGCGUGCAGCCAUUGUAACAGCGCACGGGAUUUGCAAUUCAUAGUUACUUUAACGACCAGAAGGAAAAGCGCAGAGACACGUUGACAGCUACUUCAUUAUUUUUAGGGGGACAACUUAACUGAUGGAACUGUCGGCAAUCGGCGAGCAAGUGUUCGCCGUGGAAUCAAUCAUAAAGAAAAGAGUUAGAAAGGGUCAUGUCGAAUAUUUAUUGAAGUGGAAGGGGUGGCCUCCCAAGUACAGCACAUGGGAGCCAGAGGAGCACAUUCUUGACCCUCGACUGGUUUUAGCAUACGAGGAAAAAGAACAGAGAGAAAGGUCGGUGAGGUGGCGUAAAAGAGGCCCAAAACCGAAAAGACUCUUCAUGCAGAGAAACAUUUACGCAAUGGAUCUACGCAGCGCACACAAAGAUACGGGGAACACUUCGGCACAUCUGCCGCUAUCGCUUGACCCAAGGUUCCAGUCCACAGGGGCUUGUAUAUAUCGACAAUUAACCCACCACAAGAAAAAGAAGAAAGCAUCCAGAGAGACCUCUGAGGAAGAAUGGGACAGAAGAGAAGAUGAUGAUGACGACGACGAUGAUGAUGAUGAUGAUUACGACGAUGAUGAUGAGGGGGUUAUGGAAGAGGAGGAGGAAGAAGAAGAAGAGGACACAAGACAAGGAGGAACUAAAACUGGCAGCAACACUUUAAACAAGCGUGUCAGGAGAGGUUGCUGGACUCAAUCCACUGGAUCAGACGCAAUGACUAUUUCUCCCUUACCUGAAGACUGGAGUCCAGUUAUGGGCCCAGAGGAGGUCAUUGUGACAGAUAUCACCAUCAACUCACUGACUGUGACUUUUAGAGAGGCCUUGGUAGCAAGGGGGUUCUUCAGGAGCUGGGAGAUGGAGAUCUGACAUCACAGAGACUGAGGAUGGUCAGAGCCGGGAAAGAGAAUUGGUACAUUCUUGUUUUGCAUUGUUGAUUAUGUGCUUGCACAACUUCCGCCAACGUUUCGGACUACGUUAAUUUGCACUAUUAGUUCUAGUUGAGUUAAAACCUUCCGAAAUGUUGUUUCAGAGAUUACAAUCAAAUUAACAGUAACAGGUCAUUUAAUGGCAGUAACUGAUAGUAUUUGAUCAUGAAAACAAAAAAAUCAAGCCAGUUCUCCGACACUGGUUUUAAUAGUGUUUUUAGUUUACAGAUUUGGCUAACUGGGAUAAAUGUAAUUUGGUGGGGUCAUAUAUUUGCAUGAAAUAUACAUAAUUCUAGUUCAGAGUAGCACAGUGAAGUAUUCCUAAAAGCCAAUAUGUCACAUAUGUCUAAACAUAUUCACAUUACAUGUAUAUGUGUGUGUGUGUGUAUAUAUAUAUAUACAGGUAUAUAUAUACACACACACACAUAUAUAUACUCGGUGAACAUAAUCUAAUCAUAAUCACUUUAAAUUGCACACCUCUCACAGAAUUAGUGGCCUCUUGAUACUCAAAAUAUGUGAAAUACAACUUUGGAAAAUAGCUUUUCAACACUUUGCUGUCCUUGACACUUCAUAAGCAAAAUAUUAUAGUGUGAAACAAAAUAUCCUGCACUCCUUGCACAGUUAUGUUCUAACCUUUGAGCAUAAUUAUGUGUAUGGAAUAAAGUUGCAUUUUAUUUUUUGUCAACACUAUGACUUGCUAGUAUCUCAUCUAUUUGCAGUGUUUGCGCAUUUUUUUGUGACUUGCACCACCUUGCACAGUAGUCUAUGUUGUAGAUUUAACUUGACUAUUUUCUGUGUUAUUUUAGUCCGAGAUGAAAACUGAGACAUGAAGAUAAAAAAACAAUCUAUAUCGAGGUGAAUGUAUAUUUAGCCUCUAGGAACAUCCAUCUCUGGGGGCUCAACUGUUGAAUAUUUGACUUCAUGUGACCUGUAUAUAUUUGAUAGACUUAUGUCUGUGCCAAAUGUCUGUGGUUGCUUUUGCUAUUCAGAGUAUUUGCACUUUAAAAUGGAAAACUUGGUAUUAUGAUGCCAUUAAUAAAACCUCGGUGUAACUCUA
Messenger RNA from Puntigrus tetrazona (Sumatra barb), 2155 nucleotides. It is a transcript of the gene cbx7b, whose product is annotated as chromobox homolog 7b. The coding region runs from base 269 to 1039 and encodes 256 amino acids. Gene Ontology annotation, cellular component: PRC1 complex. The transcript has 6 exons. Lineage: Eukaryota; Metazoa; Chordata; Actinopteri; Cypriniformes; Cyprinidae. Gene Ontology annotation, biological process: negative regulation of transcription by RNA polymerase II. The record is from RefSeq and is a predicted model, not a curated record.